Messenger RNA from Penicillium arizonense, 1830 nucleotides. RefSeq names its product Zn(II)2Cys6 transcription factor domain-containing protein. The record is from RefSeq and is a predicted model, not a curated record. Bases 1 to 1830 code for a protein of 609 amino acids. Gene Ontology annotation, biological process: regulation of DNA-templated transcription. Gene Ontology annotation, molecular function: DNA-binding transcription factor activity, RNA polymerase II-specific; zinc ion binding. Lineage: Eukaryota; Fungi; Ascomycota; Eurotiomycetes; Eurotiales; Aspergillaceae. The transcript is spliced from 3 exons.
AUGAUGGAUGGGACGAAGAAUAAGAACACCAAGACGGGCAAUCAAGCCUGGAGAAAAAAGCCUCGCAAGUUCGCUCCAAAAUCAAGACUAGGCUGUAAGACUUGCAAGAUAAGACGAGUUAAAUGCGAUCUAUCUCGGCCUUCAUGCUUGAGAUGCCUUUCUACCGGUCGCACCUGCGAUGGCUAUAGUGAAAUGCCCCUCGCAUUCAAGACUGAGAAGACUGAGAUUGAAUCAGCUCAUUGUCACAAGGAGGUCGUCGACAGAACAGAUAUCUGCGAUAGUUACCAUCCCUGUACCACGAUCAGUGCAUACGAGUCAAAGCGAUGGCACUCGAGAUACCAUGGCCUCAGUUUGCAGAAUCUCGGACCCCUUAUGAUCUUACCAGUGACUGGGCCAACCGAGGCAGAGGUAAUGUGCUUUUUCAAGGAUAUUUCGAUCAAGCAUCUCAAUGAAUACCGCCCUUGCGAACCAUGGCGGAAGACUCUCAUGUUCUUCUCUCAAACAGUGCCAUCAGUGCGGCAUGCUGCCAUUGCUCUGGCCUUGAUUCACCGAAACUACCUGGAUCGUCAUUUUAACGAUCGGGUGUAUCAACCGCCUUCCUUGAAAGACCGGCUACCGGAUAAGGCUCCUUUACUUCACUACAACCGCGCCAUUCAACUCCUGCUGAACCCGGAAAGCGGUGACAGCGCCGAAAUAACAGCUGUCACACUUUUGGUCUGUUAUCUCUUUAUCUGCUUUGAUCAUCUGGCGGGCGACAACGUACAAGCAGCGAAGCACCUGCGCGGAGGUGCGGCGCUCUUACGCAGCAUCGACAACGCUACAUUGAACAACUGUACCUAUGACGAUGCCCAAUCCUCCGGGGUUCACGCGAUUAUCUGCCAGGUCACAAAACAGGUCCGCCGUCUUGACAUGCAGGCCGUCACGUUUCUGGUCGACUGGACUCCAGUCAACAUCCAAGAGACAUUUAUGUCCCAUCUUGCAUUCUUCGACAGUAACUUUCGGUCCCUCGACCAAGCUGCCGACCACCUCCAGAUUCUCGUUGCUCAGGUGAUGAGGCUACGCAGCACAGAUCAACAAUUGUCCCCGACAGGUACGAUGCCGGCGUUAUCUUCCUCACUCAAGGGUAUCGUUCUCGGGCAGUUGGAAAUGUGGUCAUGUCUCUUUGAAAACCUCCUGCAACAAGGCAGCUCCUCUGAGUCGGACUUUGAAACUGUCCCUCUCGUAUCACUCCUGCGCUUACAUCAUACUAUCGCAUGGAUUCUCCUCAGUGGUUACGGACCUGGCAGAGAAAUGGAUUAUGACAAUUUCCUGCCCCAGUUUCAGCAAUGCGUCGCAAUGGCGGGCGAGGUAGCGGCGGCGCAUCAGCGGUAUUCGGGGUCGUCAAGGUCGACGUUUACGCCAGAGAUCGGAUUUAUCCCCGUUCUUUACAUAAUUGGGGUCAAGUGCCGGCAUCCUAUUGUCCGUCGUGAGGCCUUGAGUAUUUUGCGACGGCAACUAAUACGGGAGGCGGCUUGGGAUAGCAUCUCUGCUGCCAGGGUGGUUGAGCGGGUAAUCGAAAUUGAAGAGGGUGCGGCUUGGGAAGAGAAAAUGCUGGUUCAUAAGCGACCUGUCCGAAACUGGACUGACUUCAAACACGAUGCGAAACAAAGAUCCAUGUUUUCCGUCCAAUACACGCGCAAAGCCAUAGAACCCUCCGGUGUCUUCUAUCAGAACAUGUCAGUACUGCAUCGUCUCCCCGAUCAACAAGCUAAUGAUGCGCAGGAAACCCUUGACAGCGCACCGAAAUGGGACCGAACCAGUACUACGUCAGUGCUCCGCGCAGGGUCAUGA